UGAACGACGCACCUGUGUUCGGCUCGCGUGAAUCCGUAUCUGUUCUGUGAAACUCGUGUGAAUUGCAGUGGUUGCGACGGGUUUAAGCUGGGCUCGACCCCGAAGUUUGUUCGCAGGGGAGGGUUCUACGCAAAUAAUUGAUCUGUUUGAUUAACAGUGUGAGAGAGAGUGUUCUGUGGAAGCUGUGGAAGUGGGGGAGAUCCUCAAAGGAUGAUAGUUAACAUGAGUCGUGCCACGGUUGACAAGUUUCGUUUCACGAAAAUGUGAUUCCUGAUAAGUGUCGGUUCAAAACAGAUUUGAAAGUGUGCUUUUGAGUACUAGGCCUCAGGUCGGUUAUUGCAUGAGCUUUCAAGUGACCGCGAAGAGAUCGAAUCAAGAAUGGUACACGGUCGGAGCCAAGAUGGAGGCUGCCGUUGUGGCUGCUUAAGGUGCUGCUUCUGAAAGUUUAUCGGAGAUUAAGCCAACGUUUAAGCGCUGUUUGGUGCUGCUGUUGUUGCUGAUACCUUUGAGGCGCAAAUCGAGGUUAAGGAAGCCUUCGCGAGCGCUUUACGUUGAACCAUUACUCGAGCUUUGGUCCAUGGACUGAAGAGGGAAAAAUAGCUGGUGGUAUCGUCCUACAAGUGUCGAAAAUAAAACAAGCACUCACCGCAGUUAAGUUUUAUCGAAUUUCAAGUGCCAGCUCAGUGGUCAUCGUCCGCGGUUAAAUGCAUCCGGAUGAUAGUCUCGUGAGUUUGUGUAUUUUUUUUGUACGCGACCAACAUUGUGCUCCGGAAGGAUUAAAGGUGAAAUACUUACCCCCCCGAAAACCUUUUGCCGGUUGUCGUUCCCUGGAGGAAAAAAAAAUCCGGCAUUUCGCGAGCUGUGUGCAAUGUGAUAAAACAAAUAAUCAUAAAACUGAGUGCGGUCUGUGUUUUGUGUUAAAAGCUUCGCCCGAUUCGCGGUUUACACAGCCUCGAUAAACAAAGUAGGGGCAAAAUUUCGCGCGAAACCACCAUCGAAGCUGUUGUCGCAAUCUCGGUGCCAAAAAGCGCAUAAAACAAAGGAUUUGUCAAUUUGUAAUAUGCCAAAUUAACCCACAACCCGCCAGAUUUGGAUAACAAUUAUUGGAUUAUGAACGGGUCUCGACAGUUGAAAACGUUGAGUGUACUAAGUGACAAGUACGAGUGAGAGAGGAAAAAAACCUUAAAUAAGGUAGCCGGUUUUACUCUGGAAAGUGUUUGUGUGUUACUACCAAGUUUGCAAGGUGUCCGCACGUUUUUUUUAAUAACCCUGUCAAUAAAAUUUGCUGAGCAACUGAGUUGACCUCAGGUGAAGUGGCCCAUAUCUGGACGCUGAAGUUGUGCGAAACUAGCGCGCUCUACUAAGGAGUUUACUAAUACAAGCUAAGCUGGCAGAUUGAAGCCGACAAAUACUACAGAAUGCCUGCCGAAGGCGUGCUGGACGAUCAUGGCAUUGCUACAAUGUCACGUUCCUCCAGGAUCGACCAGUUCCUGGCGGCCGGUGGAGGGCCGCCUUCUUCACCGACCAUUCGUGGAUCCAGCGGAGGUUCCGGUUCUUCCAGUGGCGGUGGACGGACGCCUUCCUCUUCCGGUGCCCCGGGGGGAUACGAUGGCCAGUUGGGAGGAUUUCCUGCUCACAUGAUGAACCCCGGAGCCAGCCAACAUCACAGUCGUGAGAGUUCUGCCUUUGUACCCGUACUACCGUCGAGAUCGAUGCGACCUGGAUUGUACCCUGGGAUGCUCGACGCCCCGGAUGGGCUCUCUAAGGAAGGAGUCCCCAAGCGAGGCUCCAGCUACGAGCUAAUGGCUAUGAUGGCCGAUAAGCGAAAAGAGCUUGCCCUUCGAGAAGCAGCCGCCGCAAUGCUUCUGCCAAGACCUGGAGGACCUCCGGUACAAUCCCCUGGAGGCAUUUACCCACCGGGUGCCUUCCUCGGAGGCCCAGGUCCCUCCCCCACCUCAGCCGGAACCUUUACAUUCCCACCGGCCGGCGUUGGCCUUUACCCUCCCGGCGUUCCUGGAAUGCAUCCCGGUCUAGACCGAAGAUUGCUGCGAGCCCCGGGCCGAGCCUCCCGCCCGAAAAAGCAGUUCAUCUGCAAGUUCUGCAACCGCCAGUUCACCAAGUCCUACAACCUGCUGAUCCACGAACGAACGCACACCGACGAGCGGCCGUACUCCUGCGAUAUCUGUGGGAAAGCCUUCCGGCGGCAGGACCAUCUCCGAGACCACAGGUAGGUAAUUAGUCAAAAAGUGUCUGCGGUUUGGCAGCAUCCAUCC
This is a messenger RNA of Uranotaenia lowii, 2273 nucleotides long. RefSeq names its product protein bowel-like. The transcript has 2 exons. Lineage: Eukaryota; Metazoa; Arthropoda; Insecta; Diptera; Culicidae. The coding region runs from base 1419 to 2231 and encodes 270 amino acids. The record is from RefSeq and is a predicted model, not a curated record. Gene Ontology annotation, molecular function: RNA polymerase II transcription regulatory region sequence-specific DNA binding; DNA-binding transcription factor activity, RNA polymerase II-specific. Gene Ontology annotation, biological process: regulation of transcription by RNA polymerase II; embryonic pattern specification; embryonic hindgut morphogenesis. Gene Ontology annotation, cellular component: nucleus.